This is a messenger RNA of Tachyglossus aculeatus (Australian echidna), 2860 nucleotides long. RefSeq names its product glucosidase II alpha subunit (gene GANAB). Gene Ontology annotation, molecular function: carbohydrate binding; glucan 1,3-alpha-glucosidase activity. Gene Ontology annotation, cellular component: glucosidase II complex. Gene Ontology annotation, biological process: carbohydrate metabolic process; N-glycan processing. The coding region runs from base 248 to 2860 and encodes 870 amino acids. The record is from RefSeq and is a predicted model, not a curated record. The transcript is spliced from 24 exons. Lineage: Eukaryota; Metazoa; Chordata; Mammalia; Monotremata; Tachyglossidae.
GGCGGGGGUGGCACUGGCCUGGCUGGGGCUCUGCCUCGGGACGGUGGCGGCCGUGGACCGAAGCAAUUUCAAGACCUGCGAGCAGAGCUCCUUCUGCAAGCGUCAGCGGAGCCUCCGUCCCGGCCUCUCCCCGUACCGCGCUCUGCUCGACUCGGUGCAGCUCGGCCCCGACGCCCUCACGGUGCAGCUCGUCAACGAGGCCACCAAGGUGCCGCUGCUCCUGGAGCUCCAGGGGCUGCAGAGGAACAUGACCCGGCUGCGGAUCGACGACCUGAAGCCGCUGCGGCCCCGUUACCGGGUGCCCGACGUGCUGGUGGCCGACCCGCCCACCGUCCGGCUCACCGUCUCCGGCCGGGACGAGAACAGCCUGGAGCUGACGGCGGGCGAGGGGCCCUACAAGGUCAUCCUGACGGGGCGGCCGUUCCGCCUGGACCUCCUGGAGGGCCGCAGCCUCCUGCUCAGCGUCAACGCCCGCGGGCUCCUGGCCUUUGAGCAUCAGCGGCCCCCCAGGGAAUCUCUCUCGGAUAGAGUUAGUCUCACGCUCGGUAGCAUGUGGGAUAAGAUCAAGAGCCUUUUCUCUAGGGAGGGGCCCAAGGAAGCGGCCGAGGGGGGCGGGACCCCGGAUCAGGAGGCCCCUACGGACGGGGACAAGCCGGAGGAGGCCGGAGAGAAGCCGAAGGAGGAGGACGAGCCGGGGGCUUGGGAGGAGACCUUCAAAACGCACACGGACAGCAAGCCCUACGGCCCCACGUCAGUGGGUCUAGACUUCUCUCUGCCGGGGAUGGAGCACGUGUACGGGAUCCCGGAGCACGCCGACAGCCUGCGACUUCACGUCACCGAGGGCGGGGAGCCCUACCGCCUGUACAACCUGGACGUGUUCCAGUACGAGCUGCAGAACACCAUGGCGCUGUACGGGUCGGUGCCCGUGCUCCUGGCGCACAGCGCCCAGCGGGACCUGGGCAUCUUCUGGCUCAACGCGGCCGAGACCUGGGUGGACGUGUCCUCCAACACGGCCGGAAAGACCCUGUUCGGGAAGAUGCUGGACUACCUGCAGGGCGGGGGCGAGACGCCGCAGACGGACGUGCGCUGGAUGUCGGAGAGCGGCAUCAUCGACGUCUUCCUCCUGCUGGGGCCCACCGCCCCCGACGUGUUCCGGCAGUACGCCAGCCUCACAGGGACCCAGGCGCUCCCGCCGCUCUUCUCCCUGGGCUACCACCAGAGCCGCUGGAACUACCGCGACGAGGCCGACGUGAUGGAGGUGGACCGGGGCUUCGACACCCACGACCUCCCCUGCGACGUCAUCUGGCUGGACAUCGAGCACGCCGACGGCAAGCGCUAUUUCACCUGGGACCCCAGCCGCUUCCCCCAGCCCCGAACCAUGCUGGACCAACUGGCCUCCAAGAGGCGCAAGCUGGUCACCAUCGUGGAUCCCCACAUCAAGGUGGAUUCGGGGUAUCGGGUGCACGAGGAACUCCGGGCCUUGGGGCUCUACACCAAGACUCGCGACGGCGCGGACUACGAAGGCUGGUGCUGGCCAGGCUCGGCUGCCUAUCCGGAUUUCACCAACCCCCAGAUGAGAGACUGGUGGGCCGAGAUGUUCAGCUACGACAAGUACGAGGGAUCGGCCCCGAACCUCUACACGUGGAACGACAUGAACGAGCCGUCCGUGUUCAACGGCCCGGAGGUCACCAUGCUCAAGGACGCCCGGCACCACGGGGGCUGGGAGCACCGGGACGUGCACAACAUCUACGGCCUCUACGUGCACAUGGCCACGGCCGAGGGGCUGGUCCGGCGGUCCGGCGGCCUGGAGCGGCCCUUCGUGCUCAGCAGGGCCUUCUUCGCCGGCUCCCAGCGCUUCGGUGCCGUCUGGACAGGGGACAACACAGCUGAAUGGGACCAUCUGAAGAUCUCCAUUCCCAUGUGCCUCAGCCUGGGGCUGGUGGGACUCUCCUUCUGUGGGGCCGACGUGGGCGGCUUCUUCAAGAACCCCGACCCCGAGAUGCUGGUCCGCUGGUAUCAGAUGGGAGCCUACCAACCGUUCUUCCGGGCCCACGCCCACAUGGACACGGGGCGGCGGGAGCCCUGGCUGCUGCCCCCCGAGUACCUCAGCCCCAUCCGCUCCGCCCUGCGCCAGCGCUAUUCCCUGCUGCCCCUCUGGUACACCCUCUUCUACCGGGCACACCGGGAAGGGCAGCCCGUCAUGAGACCCCUGUGGGUGCAGUAUCCGCAGGACGGGACGACUUUCAGCAUCGACGACCAGUUCCUGCUGGGAGACUCGCUGUUGGUUCACCCUGUGACGGAGCCGGGGGCCCGAGGGGUGCAGGUCUACCUGCCGGGCCAAGGGGAGGUCUGGUACGAAACCGAGAGCCACCAGAAGCACCGCGGUCCCCAGACGCUGUACCUGCCCGUCACCCUGAGUAGCGUCCCGGUGUUCCAGCGCGGGGGGACCAUCGUAGCGCGGUGGGAGCGAGUGCGGCGUUCUUCCGACUGCAUGAAGGACGACCCCGUAACGCUUUUUGUGGCCCUCGGCCCCCAGGGCACGGCCCACGGGGAGCUCUACCUCGACGACGGGCACACCUUCAACUAUCAGACCCGGGACGAGUUCCUGCUGCGCAAGUUCUCCUUCGCCGAAAACACCCUCAACUCCAGUUCAGCCGACCCCAGGGGGCACUUUGAGACGCCCGUCUGGAUCGAGCGAGUGGUGAUCCUGGGGGCCGGGAAGCCGGCGUCCGUGCUGCUCCGGACACAGGGCGUUCCCGACAGCCGCCUGGCCUUCCACCACGACGCGGAGACCUCCGUGCUGACGCUGCGCAAGCCCGGAGUCAACGUGGCCGCCGACUGGAGCAUCCAGUUGCGAUAA